Molecule: messenger RNA, 3921 nt
Organism: Chinchilla lanigera (long-tailed chinchilla)
Lineage: Eukaryota; Metazoa; Chordata; Mammalia; Rodentia; Chinchillidae
Gene: Rcan2
Product: regulator of calcineurin 2
Exons: 6
Coding region: 847-1578 (243 amino acids)
Biological process (GO): calcium-mediated signaling
Cellular component (GO): cytoplasm; nucleus
Molecular function (GO): nucleic acid binding; calcium-dependent protein serine/threonine phosphatase regulator activity
Source: RefSeq, a predicted model, not a curated record
GGCUUUAUACUGUUUAAAGUGUGGAAGACGUUUCCUCGGGAAAAGCAAGGCUUGUCCUAGUCAGACACGGUAGCUAUAUUCAGCUUUCUGAAAGACAUUGGGACGAGGACUUGAACUUGGUUCUGGGCCAUUUCAAAAGGUGAGUUCUAAUCAAUAAGAGAAAAAUCCUAGGGAAGCAAGUUUUUGCUCCACGUAAUAAUUUUCUUUCAAAAAUUCGUUUCCAAAUGGAAAUUCAUCUAAAUCAACAAGUACUAUGGAUUUGUGCAUCCCGAAGAAGGCUGGAGAAAUCUAAAAUCAUUUUUUAACUCUGCAAAUGUUUAUUUGACACUGUUGUUAUAGUAAUGCAGGCCAGUCAGUAGAAUCAAGAGUGUGUGUGUGUGUGUGUGUGUGUGUGUGUGUGUGUGUGUGUGUUGUCUGAGUAAGUGAGGACUAACAUGGUUAUGGGUUGCCUCUAUGCAAUGCUAAUCUCGUUAUUAAGUAACAGUGAGGACCGAAGCGGAGAGGCCUGUUUACGCAGCAAUUAGGGAGAUGACAGGCACCGCAUGGUCAGGGCUGCUGUCCCAGCUCAGAACAGAGCCUCUGCUGGUUCACUUUCUCCGGCACAGAUCUCCCCGAAUUGCUUUGCCUCGGUCCCAGCCGCCCGUUGUCGCCGGCUGUCACGGAGUCCUUGUUGCCCAGCGAGUGCUCGGCGGGUCUAGGGCUCCACAUCUCCGGCGCAUAGUGCGGCCCUCGUAGCGGCUCCCUCUCCUCCUGAUCAUCCUGCCCUGCUCACCUCAGACAUCAAGAGCUGUGCCCUGAACAUCGAAUCCUAAGGAGUUUGUCAGCCUCACCGACACCUGUCUUGGCAUGCGGGGAGAGUCCUACUUCAUCGGCAUGAAGAGCCUGGGGCCGCCAGGGCACAUCCCCAAGGAUGGAGGACUUUUCUUACUCUGCUGUGUAGACAGAGACUGGGCCAUCACACGAUGCUUUGCCGAAGAAGCCUUUCAAGCGAUCACUGACUUCAACGACCUCCCCAAUUCCCUGUUCGCGUGCAACGUCCACCAGUCUGUGUUUGAAGGAGAGGAGAGCAAGGAAAAAUUUGAAGGGCUGUUCCGGACUUAUGAUGACUGUGUGACGUUCCAGCUGUUUAAGAGCUUCCGACGCGUCCGGAUAAACUUCAGCAACCCUAAACCUGCAGCUCGCGCCAGGAUAGAACUUCAUGAAACCCAGUUCAGAGGGAAGAAGUUAAAACUCUACUUUGCCCAGGUCCAGACCCCAGAGACAGAUGGAGACAAGCUGCACCUGGCACCGCCCCAGCCUGCCAAGCAGUUCCUCAUCUCGCCCCCGUCUUCGCCGCCUGUGGGCUGGCAGCCCAUCAGCGACGCCACGCCCGUGCUCAACUACGACCUCCUCUACGCUGUGGCCAAACUAGGGCCAGGAGAGAAGUAUGAGCUCCACGCAGGGACUGAGUCCACCCCAAGUGUCGUCGUGCACGUGUGUGACAGUGACAUAGAGGAAGAGGAAGAGCCAAAGACUUCCCCAAAGCCAAAAAUCAUCCAGACUCGGCGUCCCGGCCUGCCACCCUCUGUGUCCAACUGAGCUGACCGCUCCACCUUGACGAUAAUAUCUGUCUCUUCUUGAUCAUGCUCCCCCACUCCCAUUGUCUGUCAGAAAAAUUAAUUGCCUUUAAAUCCCUGGGUAUUUGGUUGUUUGAGAUUCUGUCCUUGAAAUCAAGCCUCUCAGACAAAAGGGCUAGGCAAAGGUGAUAUGUCUCCUGAUCAUAUCAUACCCAUGACAUAUAACCCAACAUCUAGAAAGUCCUAGGGGAAAAAAAAAAAGUAGUAUUUUCUUAUUAAACAAUGAGCACAGCCCACAUCCUCAUUCUCACAUAUUGAUCCAAGCCAGAGACGUCAGUAACAAAUAGCACCAGUGUUGUUUGUGAGCUGUUUCAGUCCCUGUCCUGAUGUGCGCAUGUUGGUUUUUCUUUUCUUUUCUUUUCUUUUCUUUUCUUUUUUCCUGGUCACUUAAAUAGGACCAUAAGUAAACUUGACUUUGACUGCAUGAGAUUUCCCUAUCCGAUCUCACUCAGUCCUCUGCAUCCCGACAUUCCCAGGACAUGCAUGAUCACCAGCAUUUAUUUUCAUGAUUUGAGGAUAUUCUAACUCACGAACUGUUAGCACCCAGCCAUGUCCUCUCUAGUCUAGGAACAUGAUCGGCAGUGCCCAGCUCGACAGGUCUGGGCAGAGUUACAAUUUUGAGUCAAAACUUCAUAGCUCUGUCAGAAUUCCUGGAGGCAAAACUGAAGUUGGCCCCCAAAGCUAUCCCGCCACAGACCUCCACCACCUCUUCCGUGUAGAACUUUCCCACCUCUUUGGGGAGGCUUGUCCAGGGUGAUAGAGACCGAUUUCAGACAAACCCGUUUAUUAUAAAAGUCUCGCGAUGUCUGAACGAUUGUUUUUUUUCCCUCUUUGUAUAUUUGUACAAAUGUUUCAGCUGUGCUUUUAAUAUCUGGAUGUUUUUUAUUUAGAGAUUCUCCAACCAUUAGCUGCUUUAAAACAUAAUAUGUGCAUUGCUUACGAAUGCGUUCAUAUACUAAUGCCGAUAAUCUGAUACUAUUACACGCCAUUAUGGAUAACGCUGAAUUUUGAAAGGACACAAAAGCGUCUCAUGCCAAUAGAUGAGUGGCUAGCCAACAUCAACUUUGCUGUCAAGACCACUUGUUCUUAAAUAAAGAUGUGGCAGUGGUAGAUCAUUUGGAUGCAGCUAAAUUUCCAGAAUGAAGCAGCAGCUGAGCAUAUGAAAGUGGGUAAAGAUGGCAGAUGUCUGCCGGUCUUACUUGUGCAAGCCCUACAUGCUCUAAAACAUUCUUUGCGUUCCAUGUGGUUUUUCUAUUCUCUAGCCCAAAGUGCAUUACAGAAGAUACACCUAUAGAACCAUCACCUUCCGCUCCAUCUGCACAGUUAACGAAUUCCUGUAGAUGCAAAUGCUGGCGAUCGUGGAGUGGGGAAGCACUUUCUUUACCUAAGCCUCAGACACACAGGCAAGAACAAUAACACAGCCAAGCGAUGGAAGGAUUGUUGUGGUUUUUGACUAAGGUGUAUGUUAGUUUCAUCAGAAACUUAAAGCUUCUGAUCACUCAGAAAUUAAAGUCCGUUCUACUGUGAAUAUAGCAAUAUAGUACUGCACACAGUGCAGGAGGAAACGAGGAGAGCAUUACUUCUAAGAUUCUGAGUUUCCACAGGGAGAAUGACUCCUUUUAAAAAUAAAAUCUGAGGAGUCGCUAUUAAGUCCUUUGCCGUGGAGGGUUAGGAUUUCGCUGGACGGAGUAAACUUAGUAAUGGAGAAAGGGUGCCCUCUGGUGGAGAAAUGCGGGACUUAGCUUUUCAGAGGAACAAAAAAUCUACAUCAGGCAAGCGAAAGAAGCUGAGCUUUCUCAUGGGGGCCUCGGCUUUUUAAGCUAUCCCGUAUUUCCAGGAUGCAGAUGAGAGGUGUUUGGAAAUGACUUCUAAGUGUUUCAAACCAGUCAUAGCAUACAUUGCCAGCAACUUAGGAAAAGCUCAAGUGACCAUCCCGUGUCAUUGUGCAAACUCAGUGGCGUGUGUGACCUUGGUGGUUAACCUUAGUAACCUGCACUGCCACGUAUCCCCGUCCAUCCACCUACCCCAGAUCAAGCAGGGCUGGGCUCCAGGGAGGUGGAGGAGCGGCAGGAAAGGGCAGGGCUCCUCGCCGUGCCUCAGUGGGACCUCCUCGCACUGUGAAAGUCACCAUCGAUCGCCUCAGCAUUUCCGCGCUGCACAUGAUACAAGCUCUUUGGCACUAUUGUAAGUUUGAAAAUUUUUCAUAUGGAGGGGAAGAGGAAGAUUCCCACCAACUGAAUCAUUUGUGCACGUGUACAGCUCAAAGAGCUUAGACUUCAAAUAUAUCUGGUGAAUGACCUUGGUC